AUGCCUCCCAAAGGGUGGAGAAAGAACGGCGAGGCGGUGAACCCGCCGCACGUGCGCCAGGAACCGACGCUGAUUGACGAGAUCCUAUUCCCUAAGGGGACGGUGCAAAAGCUCGCGAAGCUGGCGAUGCCUGAAGACGCGAUGUUGGCCAAGGACUCGUUGACGGCGAUCCAGCGCAGUGCCACCGUGUUUGUGCUGCACUUGUUAUUUCAAGCUCGAGAGAUUCUGAAACUGCAAGACCGCAAAAACGUUUCUGAAGACGAUAUCCUUAGAGGGCUCGAAAAGGCAGGGUUACUGCAAUUUGUCCCCGAUAUCGAAUUCCGAACGGCGGCGUGGGACGAGAAACGGCGUCAAAAGAAGGCGGGUGCGCCAUCAGCGGUGCUGGCACCGCAGGCGACCACUGAAACUACUGAAGUUAACACUGAAGCGAACGGAACUAAGAAGAUUAAGACUGAACUGGGAGCCGUCGCCAGGGAAACUGCCUCUACCGACGACGAAGACGAUGUUGACGCUAAUGACGACGAAGAUGAUGAUAUGGAAGUGGAUGAAGAGGUAAAGGAAGAAGACAACGAAGUGGUGGAAAUUGACGAUGAUGAAGAAGAAGAAGAGGAAGAAGAGGAAGAAGUGAAGGUGAAACCGAGCGACGUGGAGGUGGUGGCUGAUCUCGGGAGCGCCGAGGUCAUCGACAGCGACACCAGCGACGACGAGUGA
Messenger RNA from Diutina rugosa, 711 nucleotides. RefSeq names its product DNA polymerase epsilon noncatalytic subunit (gene DPB4). Bases 1 to 711 code for a protein of 236 amino acids. The transcript has a single exon. Gene Ontology annotation, molecular function: chromatin DNA binding; protein heterodimerization activity. Gene Ontology annotation, cellular component: CHRAC; epsilon DNA polymerase complex. Lineage: Eukaryota; Fungi; Ascomycota; Pichiomycetes; Serinales; Debaryomycetaceae. The record is from RefSeq and is a predicted model, not a curated record. Gene Ontology annotation, biological process: DNA damage response; leading strand elongation; heterochromatin formation.